AUGGCAUUAGAAAUGAUAAAUGAAAACCGCUUAACAUUUAUUGAUACGCAAAUCAGUAAUUCUGUAGUCGUGCUGUCCUUGCUGGGCGCUGCAUUAAGCAAAGCUCAAACUACCUCCUACAGCGGAUGGCCAUCCUAUUAUGGAAGUUAUUAUAGCGGCCCAUAUUCAGGCUAUUCAGGUUAUUCUGGCUAUUCAGGCUAUGGCGGUCCAUAUUCAGGCUAUUCAGGUUAUUCUGGCUAUUCAGGCUAUGGCAGUCCAUAUUCAGGUUAUUCUGGCUAUUCAGGCUAUAGCAGUCCAUAUUCAGGUUAUUCUGGCUAUUCAGGCUAUAGCAGUCCAUAUUCAGGCUAUUCAGGUUAUUCUGGCUAUUCAGGCUAUAGCAGUCCAUAUUCAGGCUAUUCAGGCUAUUAUACCGGUCCAUAUUCAGGCUAUUCAGCUUAUUGUGGCUAUUAUGGCUAUAGUCCAUAUUCAGGCUACUAUAGCGGUCCAUAUUCAGGCUCUUAUAGCGGUUCAUAUUCAGGGUAUUAUCCAUAUUCUGGAUACUCAGGUUAUGGCAGUGGUUACUACCCAGCUGAAUCUUGGUCAUAUUCCGGAUAUGGCAGCAGUCCGUAUUACUCUGGAUAUUCAAGCUGGCCUUAUUCAAGUUAUUCAUGCGGUACGACAACAGGUUGGCCAAGCUCUUAUUAUACAGGUUCAAGCUCUUGGCCAUAUUCAAGUUAUAAUUCAGGUUCUUCGAGCUCUUGGCCAUAUACAAGUUAUUCAUGGCCAUCUUCAAGCUCAUGGUCAUCUUCAAGUUAUCCAAGCUAUUGGUCAUCUUCAAGUUCAUGGCCGUAUUCAAGUUCCUCAAGUUAUUCUAACUAUUGGCCAUCAAGUUCCAGCAGUUACUCAUGCGGUACGACAACAGGUUGGCCAAGCUCCUAUUAUUCAUCUUCUUCAAGCUCAGAAGAAUCAAGUGAAGAAUCCUCAUUCUGGAACAAUCCUUUCUUGAACAUUGAAUUGCCUUUCUUAAAUGCGCCACCACCACCUUCCAAUAAUAGACCUGGACCACCUGGAGCAGGAGGACCACCUGGAGCAGGAGGACCACCAGGAGCAGGAGGACCACCUGCACAUGGCCGACCAUGGGUUGAUAAACAAGGAAUAUUGAUUGACAUGAAGAUCUUAUUCUGUGUUGCCCUUCUAUCUUUACUUGGUCCUGUACUAAGUAAAGCAAAACCACAAUAUUCUUGGUAUUCAUCAAGUUCGCCUAGCAACAGCCCUUACAGCAGCUAUUACAGUUAUUGGCCAUAUUCAAGCUACUCAAGCUAUAACCCGUAUGGUAGUUACUCCAGUUACAGCCCUUACAACAGCUAUUCUAGUUAUUGGCCAUAUUCAAGUUAUUCCAGCUCUUGGCCAUAUUCAAGUUAUUCCAGCUACUGGCCAUAUUCAAGUUAUUCCAGCUAUUCGCCAUAUUCAGAAUAUUCAAGUUAUAGUGGUCCAUAUUCUAGUUACUACAGUUAUUGGCCUUAUUCAGGAUACUCAAGUUACAGUUGGCCAUAUUCUAGUUAUUCAAGUUACAGUCCGUAUAGCAGCUAUUGGCCGUAUUCAGGUUAUUCUAGCUAUUGGCCAUAUUCUGGCUCUUCAAGUUACAGUCCUUAUAGUAGCUAUUACAGCUCUUGGCCAUAUUCAAGUUACUCCAGUUAUUGGCCAUAUUCAAGCUAUUCAAGUUACAGCCCGUAUAGCAAUUACUACAGUUACAGCCCUUACAGCAGCUACUACAGUUAUAGCCCUUAUAGCAACUACUACAGUUAUAGCCCUUAUAGCAGCUAUUCUAGUUAUUCGCCAUAUUCAAGCUACUCUAGUUACGGCUGGCCAUCUUCUAGCUCAUCAAGUUACAGCCCAUAUGGUUAUUGGAAAAAAUAA
This is a messenger RNA of Condylostylus longicornis, 1896 nucleotides long. Its product is annotated as prisilkin-39-like. The record is from RefSeq and is a predicted model, not a curated record. The coding region runs from base 1 to 1896 and encodes 631 amino acids. The transcript has 6 exons. Lineage: Eukaryota; Metazoa; Arthropoda; Insecta; Diptera; Dolichopodidae.